Anneissia japonica is the source of this 1093-nucleotide messenger RNA. RefSeq names its product protein prenyltransferase alpha subunit repeat-containing protein 1-like. The record is from RefSeq and is a predicted model, not a curated record. Gene Ontology annotation, biological process: protein prenylation. Gene Ontology annotation, molecular function: protein prenyltransferase activity. Lineage: Eukaryota; Metazoa; Echinodermata; Crinoidea; Comatulida; Comatulidae. Gene Ontology annotation, cellular component: cytoplasm.
AGAUGAAUAUGAUUUAAUUCCAUUUAUUGAAACACAGGAUGAGAAACAUUUAUUGGUUGAAAAUCACAAGUUAGCAAUUAAUGCCUCUAUUGUUCCAACUUUUUACAUCUUCAUAUAUAAACUACUACUUGAAAUACCAAGGCCAUUCCAAGCAGGUCAUUCUCUGCUUUCUGAUAAUGAAUUGAAAGCAGUCUCAUAUAGCAGAGCUGUGAUACUUGUUAACCCAGAAACUGCAACUGCUUGGAAUAUAAGGAAGGAACUAGUUGUCACUAAUGAACUAUGUGCAAAAGAAGACUUGCUUUUCUCCAAAUUAAUACUAACUAAACAUCCAAAGAGCCCUGAGACUUGGGUUCACAGACGAUGGCUUCUUAAAAAUCUCUAUCUAGAUACAUCUCCAAAACAUGUCGAGUCUGAUGUAAUCUUAGAUGAGUUUACUGUAUGUACCAUGGCUGCAGAUAAGUAUCCUAGCAACUACAGUGCCUGGAGUCAUCGGCUGUGGGUGCUGAAUAGUCUAGUCAAUGAUAGAAAAGAUGAGGUUCUUCAAAAGGAGUUGCUAAACAGCAAAACUUGGAUAAACAGACACAUUUCAGACCACAGUGGGCUGCAUUACCGAGGAAUCUUAAUUCAGUUUCAUAUCCGGAAGAGGCACCCCAAUUGGCUUGAGGUCCUCCUACAGGAGGCUUCCUUAGUUGAGGAACUGAUUGAUCACUACCCAUGCCAUGAGGCAUUAUGGUACUACAGGAGACUCAUUGUGUAUCUGUUGUUCAAGAAUGCAGGAAGUAUGGAUAAUUCAUUGCUAAAAUCAUGGGCAGUACAGAGCCGCCACAAAACAACAGUCAUUGACCAGUUUGAUAAUGCAGACCAGAGUUGCAAAGACCAAAGCAGUUGUCAAGCUGAUACUUUUGAAAAAUCUUGUGGUUUAAAAACAACAAUAAAUGUUAGGAGCAUGAACACAGUGCUGGAAAACCAAAACCCAAUUGCACAUUGUAUUGUAGACUACAAUGUCAGACUAUUUCAACUAGAAAUGAAUAUCAUGAUUCUUAAAGAAUUGAAAAAGACCAGAUGAAAAAGAAUCCUUUCUGUUUAAAAUACA